Molecule: messenger RNA, 2493 nt
Organism: Labrus bergylta (ballan wrasse)
Lineage: Eukaryota; Metazoa; Chordata; Actinopteri; Labriformes; Labridae
Source: RefSeq, a predicted model, not a curated record
CACACCUUCAUCUGAUUUGGUCCGUGAAUCAAAGUUUUGGCGUCAGUAGGCUAAAGACGCGUCGAUAUAAGAAUAUAUGAUUUGUUCUCGUUGUAUGGAAGAAUGUAUCGGCCUGAGAGAAAGACUUCAGUUGGGAUUUAUCUUGUGCUUGUUGUCUUGGAAUAUAACUGGGGAGCGGUUUCCGGGCAGCUUUCCUACUCCGUCUCAGAGGAGGUAAACCUUGGGACUUCGGUUGGAAACCUCGCCAAGGAUCUUAAUCUUAAUGUGCAGGAUUUGGAGUCGCGUAUGUUUCAGAUCGUUGCUGGAUCAAAGAGGAAGUAUUUCGAUGUAAAUUUGAAGUCAGGGUUUCUCUAUGUCAGCGAAAGAAUAGACAGAGAGGAGCUCUGUGCGAAAGCUGCAAAAUGCACAAUAAAUGUAGAGGCUGUGAUAAAUAGCCCAAUGAGACUUUACCGUAUUGAAGUAAAUAUACUUGAUGUUAAUGAUAAUCCCCCAUCUUUCAGUGCUAAAUCACAAACUAUCGACAUAGCAGAAAGCGUUUUGCCGGGAGCUAGAUUCCCUGUGCUGUCGGCCUACGAUGCCGAUGUUGGGAAAAAUAGUAUUGACUCAUACAAGCUUAAUAGCAAUGAAUAUUUCUCUCUAGUGGUGCACAAAGGAGGGAGUGUGUCAGCUGAGCUGGUCCUGCAGAAAUCACUAGACCGAGAAAAACAGGCUUUAAUUAAACUUGCUCUCACUGCUGUAGACGGAGGAACACCAUCCAAAUCAGGCACGUCGGAUAUUAUCAUUAAUGUUCUGGAUAAUAACGAUAACAUUCCGGCCUUUACAAAAACAUUGUAUAAAACAAGUGUCAUAGAAAAUGCACCAAUUGGAAGCACAGUAGUAACAGUGACUGCAACUGACGCUGAUGAGGGGACAAACAAAGACAUUGUGUAUUUACUAAAUUCCAAAGAUCAGGACCACGUCUUGGACAUUUUCGAAAUUAAUUCAGAAACAGGAAUAAUAACUGUGAAAGGUAAGGUAGACUUUGAAACAAACACUGCCUUCGAAAUUCGCGUUCAAGCAGCAGACAAAGGCCAGCCUCCAUUAACAGCGCAGUGUAAAGUACUAGUCGAGGUGGUGGAUCUAAAUGACAAUGCGCCUGACAUCACAGUGACGUCACUGCUCGGUACAGUGCGGGAGGACGCUGAAAUCGGCACAGCUAUUGCACUUGUGUCCAUUCUUGACAGAGAUGGGGGCAAAAACGGCGAGGUCAAUUGUGAAAUAUUGAAUUUAGUUCCAUUCAAAUUAGAGACAAAUUACAAGAAUUACUAUUCAUUAGUUAUUGCUGGAGCUCUAGACAGGGAACUAAUUUCCAACUACAAUAUCACCAUUAGAGCAACCGAUGAAGGUAAGCCCCCCCUCUCUAACACUACUGUGGUUCAUAUUCAGGUUUCUGAUGUCAAUGACAACCUACCUCAAUUUUCAGAGAAAGCAAUUGAUAUGUAUGUGAAAGAAAACAGUCAAAUAGGUAUAGUUUUAAAGACAGUGUCUGCAUCUGAUGCUGAUGUUAGUGAAAAUGGUCAAUUGACCUAUUCAAUAAUAUCUGAUAAUAACUUAGUUCAGCUAUCUACAGUGAUAAAAAUCAACUCAGAGACUGGAGAUAUAGUCAGUCUGCAGUCGUUUAACUAUGAGGAGUUAAAAACGUUUCAGUUUAAAGUUCAGGCCACAGACUCUGGUGUUCCUCCGCUCAGCAGCAACGUGACUGUGAAUGUUUUGAUCCUGGAUGAAAAUGACAAUAAUCCAACUAUUCUCGCGCCCUAUUCUGAGCACGGCUCCGUCAACAGUGAGAGCAUCCCCUAUUCUGCUGAAGCGGGAUACUUUGUGGCAAAGAUCAGGGCUGUAGACGCAGACUCUGGAUACAACGCGCUGCUCUCUUAUCACCUCUCUGAGCCCAAAGGAAACAAUCUCUUCCGGAUCGGAACCAGCACCGGAGAGAUCAGGACUAAGAGGAGAAUGAGUGACAAUGACCUGAAAACUCACCCCUUGGUGGUGCUGGUCUCUGAUAAUGGAGAACCCUCCCUGUCAGCUACUGUGUCUAUUGAUGUGGUGGUGGUUGAAAGCGCAGCUGACAUCCACACUCAGUUCAGACAUGUGACCAUAAAGGAGGAGAGCUUCUCUGAUUUAAACCUGUAUCUGCUCAUCGCCAUAGUGUCGGUGUCAGCCAUCUUCCUGCUCAGCCUCAUCACUUUAAUAGCUGUCAAAUGUCACAGGACAGACGGCAGUUUCAGCAGGUACGGAGCUCCAAUGAUCACCACCCACCCUGACGGGAGCUGGUCUUACUCCAAAGCUACUCAGCAGUAUGACGUGUGUUUCAGCUCAGACACACUUAAGAGUGACGUAGUGGUUUUCCCCGCAUCGUUUCCACCUGUAGAUGCUGAACUCAUCAGUAUUAAUGGAGGAGACACUUAUACCAGAACUCAGACUUUACCAAACAAGGAAAAGGUAAGGAAUGUCUAA